Messenger RNA from Funneliformis geosporum, 606 nucleotides. The record is from the annotation of a GenBank genome assembly. NCBI's taxonomy places the organism in Eukaryota, Fungi, Glomeromycota, Glomeromycetes, Glomerales, Glomeraceae.
AUGUCAAGAUACGAUUUGGUUGAAUUAUCACAAGUUUAUUACGCAUUUGAUUUGGGUUUUAAAUCUUUAAACUCAGAAACGUUAAUAUCAAUAUUUACGUCAGCUGACCAAUCAUUCCAAAAGGAUUCUUUUUCAAUAUUAAAAUUACGUGGCGGAGGGUCAUUUAAUAAUAAACCAUUAAAUUCACAGAUAACAUAUUUGGGUUGGGGAGCAACAUCGGAAGAAAAAGAAGCAAGAAUUUACGUUUAUGAUUCAGAUAUUUCUAACUCAAAUCAUAUUUCCCCAUGUUAUUAUGUAAUUCAUGGGAGGUUAUUAACACCUAUAGAUGGAUGUAAAUUAAAUAAAGGGUGGUGGAGUGCACCUCUUUUACACAAAAAAAAAAAAAAGAUGUCGAAAGUAGGAUUUCUUGGUAAAAAUGAACUAUAUGAUAACGUAUGCAUUCCUUACGUACUUGGCGAUUUGAAAUCCGUUUCCAUUAAAGCUGAUGUAUUAUUGGUUGCUUACGAAGAAAAGAAAAGAGAUAAAUCUAUUACGGGUGUAAAAUAUUUGGUAACGUCCGGCGGUGAAAAACAUUUAAAGCAAAAGAAAGGUUGUGUGAUUUCUUAG